ACCAUUUGACCGUCCGGGAGGAAACCGCUGCUGAUCUGGAUUAUUACCGCGACUAAAACCCGGAGGACAGAAAAGAAAACACUUUAAAAAAAUAUAUCCGUGUAGCAAGUGUCUGUGGUCAGUUAGUGCGACUUGAGAUAAUUUACAUUAGAUUUUUAAAGUGUCACAGCAGCUGCAGUUUUGCUGUACGUGCUUGUGUUUGUAGCGUUGGUUGGACCUCAUGGUAGAUUAUUGAUCUGUUGUCGAUCACCGGCCCAAAGGAUCUGAUCCAGCGUCUGUUUUCCUCUAAAUGGCAGUUUCUUCUUUGUUGUUGGGCCACAAUGUUUCUGCAGCAGCAGAGCAGUAGUUUGGCAGUGGAGGGUUGUUUAUCCUUUCAUAACCCAUCAGAGGAUUGUUAGGGGUGUUUACUGUGAGGGGUUUUUAUAAGAGUUGCCAAAUUAAUCCCAGAAUUAUUGCUGACUACACGAGCACCAUGAUCAGCUCGGAGGGCCUGCGGCCGAGCACGAACGGCAGGAAGCCGCUGGGCAAGCUCGCCUCCCGGCUGGAGGAGGUGAAGUCCCCGUGGCGACAUGUCUCCACGCUGGAGCUGAGCCACAACGAGGCGGCCCGGCUGGCGACGGACGCCCUGCUGGAGCAGGGGGAGAAGGAGUACCGCAGGGUCCUGGCCGAGGAGCGGGAGCUCAACUUCCUCUCCCCGCUGGAGAUUCGCUACAUCACCCAGCAUGUGGCCAAAACCGGCGGCUGCGAGAGCAACGGCACCGGCCCCAACGACCGGGACUUUGGGGACGGAGACGCCGUGUCCGAGCUCACCUCCGGGACUUACUUCCCUAUGAUGUCCGACGAGGAGCCGCCGAUGCUGGAGCUCGGCUGGCCGGACUCCCCGGCGAGAUACGGACCGUCGGAGACUCAGAUCUACUUCCAGAGGGACAAGUCUCAUAACGUCAAAGACCUCAUCAGGUCCCUGAUCAACAAGGCUAAAAAGGUGAUCGCGCUGGUGAUGGACGUGUUCACAGAUGUGGACCUGAUGUGCGAUCUGAUGGAGGCGUCCAACAAGCGCAAGGUCCCCGUCUACAUCCUGCUGGACGAGAAGCAGCUCAGCUACUUCACGGAGAUGUGCUCCGCGCUCGACAUCCAGAACUCGCACCUGAGUAACAUGCGCAUUCGCACCGUGUGUGGCGACACGUACUGCACCAAGAGCGGCAAGAAAUUCACCGGACAGGUGCUGGAGAAGUUCAUGAUCAUCGACUGUGAAGAGGUCAUCGCGGGGUCGUACAGUUUCACCUGGCUGUCGGCUCAGGUGCACAGCAACAUGGUGAUGCAUUUCUCAGGGCGCAUCGCCGACAGCUUCGACCGGGAGUUUCGCUGUCUGUACGCCGACUCGCAGAUCAUCGACUGCUUCUACAACCCCGAGGAGGAGGGGAUGCCCUACUUCCCGUCCUACCAAUCUCUGAUGGCCCCCGGCUUGGGCAUGGGGCUGGGCGUGGGGCUGGGCAUGGGGCUGGGCGUGGGGCUGGGUGUGGGGCUCAGCCCGGGCAUGGGGCUGGAUUUAAUCUCUGACAGACAGAGGGACAAAGUGUGCUCUGAAAACUCCAGCAGCCAAUCGAGUAACAGCGUCUCCAGUGUGAAGGCGGCACCCGGGAUGACCCCGAACACCGUCUACAAGGUCACUCAAGGUCACGACAAGAAGGAGCCCAACAACAACUCUCACCUCAGCCCCGAGAGGAGAGGCGGCGUUGGAGAACCAGCAGGAGGACACGCCCCGACACCAGGGCCGCGGGUUUCCGCUAACGGAGGAACCAACCACAUCACGGUCCCUGAUCGACCCCCGCCGGCGUACGGCCAGCCGAUGGGCAUCGAGUGGAACAAGGCCAACCCGCCGGACAUCAUGAGGUCGAAUAUCGGUGGCGCCUCCUCGAAGUUCCAGGCGCUGGGGUUGUACGACCACAAACCGGGCAUGUUCCACAGCACCCCCAACUCAAACCUGAACCCCAAGACCCAGACACCCUCCCCGGCCAAUGACAGCAAACUCACGCCCAAGCAGCGGACUACCUCCAACCAGUUCCUCAACAAACUGUCAGACCGCUUCCUGCCCAACUCCAGCAAAGACAAAGACGCCUACAGAGGUGGGGCGCUGAGGUCGCCGUCGCCACACGGCUCCUCGCUCUGGGGGGGGCCGGACCUCUCUCAGGGCGAGCCGGAGAGCCAGCAGAGCCCGCCUCCCCCGCCCUCCCCGGGCGUGGUGAUGAGCCGGCAGGACCAGAAGAGAAUGACGCUGGGCCACAGCAAGCUGGACCUGGUCAACCAAUACAACAAGAUGAAAUCCAGGCAGGUGUACAGCCGCUUCGAGCUCAAGAGCACCAACUAAAGCGACUUCCUCUUCCUUCACCUUCCCCCGGUGUCUCUUCUUACAUCACUACGAGGACGCUUCGACAGCCGCCCCCGCUGAUGAAUCAGUCCCUCGUCCUCUUCCACAGCUCUGACGAAACCAAGCCAUUGCAGCCAUGUCGGCUCACAGGCUGCUGCACUGUCUCUGCAGAGUUCCAGCAGGGUGGAGACUCAUUGUGACUAACAAUUAAAUCAACCUGCUUUCAACUAUUUCUACCGAAAUCAUCAUGUUUUAAAUAAUUAAAACAAGGUUGUAGCUACAAGUAGUUUCACGUAAACCAGUUCUGACGUCAUUGAUCGUAUUUCUAAAUAACAAACACAGCUCCACCCUCCAUUCUGAAGUUGUAACCCUUAAGAUUUCAGUCCUGGCUGAUGUGCCAACACCUGUGGUUACCAUGGGUACCUAUGGUUUCAUUUACAUUCGCUCAUUUGGCAGAUGCUUUUUAUUCAAAGCGACUUACAAGCGAGGGACAUCACUAACGCUUCAGAGCGGCAGGAGACCGCGGUGCAGGGAGUAAGUGCUGCAUCUUACUCAACAAGUGAAGGAGAUCAGGUGAAGAAGUGCAGAGUCAGAGUCAGUCAGACAUGUGAGGGUGUUAGAGGUGUAGAAGAAGGAGAGGGACGCCCCAGCUCUGAUAGGAUUCGGUAACAGUUUAUCAGCAGGUGUCGGUUUAAUGCUGCAGCAGCUGCUUUGUCAGUAAUACAGCCUUUAGAGCAGCUGGUGUAUCUGAUCACAGAGCAGCCCA
Messenger RNA from Seriola dumerili (greater amberjack), 3131 nucleotides. It is a transcript of the gene sack1c, whose product is annotated as family with sequence similarity 83 member C. The transcript has 5 exons. NCBI's taxonomy places the organism in Eukaryota, Metazoa, Chordata, Actinopteri, Carangiformes, Carangidae. The record is from RefSeq and is a predicted model, not a curated record. Bases 473 to 2365 code for a protein of 630 amino acids.